Molecule: messenger RNA, 2409 nt
Organism: Drosophila takahashii
Lineage: Eukaryota; Metazoa; Arthropoda; Insecta; Diptera; Drosophilidae
Gene: Vps51
Product: vacuolar protein sorting 51
Biological process (GO): retrograde transport, endosome to Golgi; endocytic recycling; Golgi vesicle transport
Cellular component (GO): GARP complex; EARP complex; membrane
Source: RefSeq, a predicted model, not a curated record
CCCAAAUCGACUACUAACAAAAAUAGAAAAUUGUCUUUUAUUUAUUUGUUUAAGCUAGAAAAAUAAGGCCUGCGAAAUGGCUGAAACUAAGCCCCAUCCCUUCGACAUGGACAGCACCAGUUUCGACGCGGAAAAGUAUCUGGAGAGGAUGCUGAAGGAUUGCUCCUUGAAGCAAAUUAUGGACACGGAGGCGGCGGUGGUCAAGGACACCCAGACGCUGCAUUCGGACAUGCAGACUCUGGUGUACGAGAACUACAACAAAUUCAUCUCCGCCACGGACACGAUUCGCCGGAUGAAGGACGACUUCAAGCAGAUGGAAACGGAUGUGAACUUGCUAAUGACCAAGAUGCAGUCCAUUACCACCUUCAGUGAGCAGAUCACCGGCACCCUGCAGGGAACCCGAUCGCAGCUCUGCCGCCUGUCCGAGAAGCAUUCGCUGCUCAAGCGGCUUCAGUUCCUCUCCACACUGCCGGCCAAGCUUAAAUCCCUGAUCGAGGAGCAGAACUACGCCCAGGCUGUCCAGGAUUACCUGCAUGCCCAGAAGGUGUUUGCCCAAUACGGCCGCCAGCCCUCCUUCGAUGGCAUCCAGCGAGAUUGCGACGCAAUCAUGGCGGAUCUCAAGGAGCAGUUGCGGCAGGACUUUCAGAGGGCGGGCAAUACGGCCCAAUCGUUGACGGAAAUCGGGGAGCUGCUCCUGCAACUGGACGAAAAGACCUCGGAUCUGGCCAGCGAGAUGCUGACCUGUGCGGGCAAGCGGCUGCACGAGCAGAUCGUCAUGCUGCAGGAUCAGACGGAGCGGGAUAUGCUGGAGUUCGUGGACAUGGGCAUCGAUGGCUUCCUCAACGACCUGGCCCUCGUGGUGACCUCCUACUUCGACAUGUUCGUGGCCAAGCACUACGAGCAGGAGCGUGACGACUUCCAGGAGAAUGCCCUGCAGGAGCUGAAUGUCUUCCUCAACCAGAACAUCGACAAGUAUCUGACGCUCGUCCAGGAUCGCGUGGAGUCCGACAUUGGUUACGGCGACACGCAGGUGAUGCUGCGUGCUCUGGAUCGACUUCAUCGGCGCCUGCAGGCCAUGCGCAACAUUUGCCGCGGCUUGGAGGUCAAGCGCAACACCGUCGCCAUCAUUAUAUCGGCUGCCCACCAACUCUGCGAUGCCCACGCCAAAAACUUAAAGGAUCACUUUGCCGACAGCCUGAGCGCGGUUCGUUUGUCGCUGGUUUCCGCCAAAAGCGAUGCUGCUGCUGGUCUCAAUCUCAGCGAUCUGAUCAGCAAUCUGUACGUGGCCAUGGUGGAGAAGAUCAAGGGCGUUCUGCAGGAUUUGCUCAUAUUCCUGCGCACCGACUGGUCGUUCAACAUCAAGGCGGAGCACAAGGGCACUCUGUGCGUGGAGGGCAUAAGGGAGAACCUGCUGAUUGGCUUUCUGCGCCACAUUGCCAAGGUGAUGUGCGGUUUCGGCGAUGCUUCCAGCUCCAGUCCACCGAAUCUGCUGCUGGUGCUGUCCAAAACGUGUCUCGAACUGGAGCAGCAGGGCGUCCACAUACUGAUUGCUUUGGUGGAUGACCUGUACGAAAUCGACUCGGAGAACAGUGCCACACUUACCCACGAAACGGAAAUUUGUGCAGAGAUGCGGGAAACGGCACAGUCACUCCUCGAUUCGUAUGUCCGCCUGCAGGGCACAAAUAUCUCGCAAAUGCUGCGCAAGAGCGUCGAGACGAGGGAUUGGCUGAACUGCCUGGAGCCUCGUUCAGUGCGGGCGGUGAUGAAGCGCGUGGUGGAGGAGCUGGGCAGCAUCGAGGCGGUGGUGGCUAGUCUCUACGAGGCCGCCACGAACACAGCCUCCGGAUUCCGCACCACAGCCAGCAGUGAUUCCAGCCGCAAAACGUACUUCAGCAACUUUGCUUCCACCUCCAAGCCACAAUAUCGAUCCAAUUGGUCGAACUACACGCCUUCGCAGCUGGAAUCCAGCUACGUUUCUAACAUACAUCGCUUGUUUUCCGAGCGGGUGGAGAUCUUCACUUCGGUGGAGUUCACCAAGGCCUCGAUUGUGAUGGGCAUAAUUAAAAUCGGUCUUAAGACCCUUUUGGAAUGCGUAAGGCUGAGGACUUUUAGCAAAUACGGACUGCAGCAGAUUCAAGUAGAUGCCCACUAUCUGCAAAUGAAUCUCUGGCGGUUUGUUAGCGACGAAAAUCUGGUCAACUUCCUGCUGGACGAGAUCCUUGGCUCGGCUGUCCAACGCUGCUUGGAGUCCGUCCUAAUGGAGCCCAAUGCUGUGGAAAUUAUUUGCGAACGCGGUUAGUAUUUAUCCCAAAAUUGAAGCACACACAUUCCACUUAAAAUCUCCGUCUAUUUUGUUAAACGCUGCUAGCCUAAGGAUCGUAAAAUAAACAUCUGUUUCUAAUAUACAUA